GGUAAAGGGCCAUGAGGGAGAGAUGUGGCUGCAGAAUCGGUAGGAGGAACCGGGGAGGUUUUGUUCUGCAGCUGCACUUCCAGUCAGAUGCCUUUCCUCCUCUGCAGGGCCGCCAGCCAGAUCUCCACAUUUUCUGCGACUGAGUCGACUAAUCAAAGAGGAGGAAGCUCUCCAGACCUCCACCAGUCCGUCCCUCUCAUGCCCACCUCUUGGCAUCUGCAAGUCAGACACUGAGCUGUUUUCUCAGCUGGGGAGACAUAUUCUGCUGGAGCUCAUCCUGUGUUUUGGUGGAGAGAUGAGGGCCGAGGUGCUGCUCGUCUUUGUCGGGGCGACCCUCUGCUGCACCCCGGUCUGCACUCAGCAAGUAGACCCUGAGGAGAAGGAGCUCUCCAGGGACCUGGCUUGGGUCAGGAAGGCCGGGGGGCCGCUUGAAGAGGGCCAAGGAAGGGGCAAGGGGGACGCUGAGCUGUCAGACGAGCCGGCUGGAGCGGUGGAAGACGGGAAGACAAAACCAAAGAAGAAAAAAACUCCAGAGGAAAUCGAGGCAGCCAGAGCGAAGAAGGCUGCAGAGAAAGAGGCCAAAGCCAAAAAGCAGAAAGGUCCUAAACCCACCAAAAAGCCCAAACUGCCAAAACCAACCAAGAAACCAAAACCAACCAAGAAACCAAAACCCACCAGGAGGCCGAAAACGACGACCACAGCACCUCUAGACGAGGAGGAGAGACUGCUGAUCGAGCUGGGCCUGAAAACACCGAUUGAACCUUCAACUCCUGAGGAGCCUACUGAGCCUGGUCAAGAUGAGCCAACAGUUCGACAGACAGACCAGAAAGAAAUCGCAACCACGGAGGUCAUCAUGUACAUACCAGAGGAAACUACCUCCGUUCCAUUCAACGGCUCCUGGUAUGAAGAGUACGACUACACCGACUUGGCAGUGAAAAAACAAGAAGAGGAAGAAAGAGAGCGAAAGGAAAAGGAAGAAAAAGCCAAGCAGCUGAGGAAGAAGUGGGAGGAAGAGGAAGAGGAGAGACUGAGGCAGACUUCAGCGCCAGCAAAACCAAAAGACUGUCCUCCUCUUGGCUUGGAGUCUCAUCGAGUGGAAGACGACCAGCUGCUGGCGUCUUCCCAGUCUCACCAUGGCUUCUCUGCUCAGAGAGGACGCCUCAACAUGCAGAGCACCAACGAUGAAGAUGACAUUUAUGGAGGUGCGUGGUGCGCAGAGACGGAGGAGAAGGAGCACUGGUUUGAAGUGGACGCCCGCAGAGAGGUGGAGUUCAGUGGAAUCAUCACACAGGGGAGGAAUUCAGAGAAGCAAGAGGAUUUCGUGUCGUCCUUUUUCGUGGCCUUCAGUAACGACAGCCGUGAUUGGACGGUGCUGCAUGAUGGCUACGCUGAGUGGCUGUUCUACGGCAAUGUGGACAAGGACACGCCUGUGAUGAACCAGUUGGCUGCUCCGGUGGUUGCUCGUUACAUCCGCAUCCUGCCUCAGAGCUGGAACGGCUCGCUGUGUCUGAGAGCGGAGAUCCUGGCCUGCCAGCUCCCCAGCAGCUUCCACAGUGAGAAUGAGGUCAACUCCUCUGAUGAUCUGGACUUCAGACACCACAACUACAAGGAGAUGAGGCAGAUGAUGAAAACUGUGAACGAAGAGUGUCCCAACAUCACCCGGAUCUACAACAUCGGCAAGAGCUCGAACGGCCUGAAGAUGUACGCCAUGGAGAUCUCCGACAACCCCGGCGAACACGAGACGGGUGAACCGGAGUUCCGCUACACAGCCGGUCUCCACGGUAACGAGGCGCUGGGUCGGGAGCUUCUCCUGCUGCUGAUGCAGUUCUUGUGCAGAGAGUACAAGGACGAAAAUCCCAGAGUGCGCCGCCUGGUGGACGGAGUCAGGAUUCACUUGGUGCCGUCGUUGAACCCAGACGCUUAUGAGCUCGCCUACGAGAUGGGUUCUGAGAUGGGAAACUGGGCUUUGGGCCACUGGACGGAAGAAGGUUACGACAUCUUUGAGAACUUCCCGGACCUGAACAGCAUCUUAUGGGGCGCCGAGGACAGGGACUGGGUUCCCCGGAUCGUUCCAAAUCAUCACAUCCCCAUCCCAGAAAACUUCUUCAACGGUUCCCUUGCAGUGGAGACCAAAGCCAUCAUUUCCUGGAUGGAGAGGAACCCGUUUGUGCUGGGGGCUAACCUGCAGGGGGGGGAGAAGCUGGUGGUGUACCCCUUCGACAUGCAGCGGCCCCCACAGUCUCUCACAGACAACCGGCGCUGGAGGGUGAACUCGGAGAUGAACGAGGAGUCGUGGGCCCGCAUCCAGCGGCAGAACAUGGGGGCCCUGAGGGAGACGCCGGACGACGCCAUGUUCCGCUGGCUGGCGAUGUCGUACGCCCACAGUCACCUGACCAUGACGGAGACCUACAGAGGAUCGUGUCACGGUGAUGACGUCACUGGUGGGCAGGGCAUCAGCAACAGGGCGGGCUGGAAGCCGGUGGUGGGCAGCAUGAACGACUUCAGUUACCUGCACACCAACUGCUUUGAGCUCUCCAUCUUCCUGGGAUGCGACAAGUUUCCCCACGAGAGCGAGCUGCCUCUGGAGUGGGAGAACAACCGCGAGGCUCUGCUGUCCUUCAUCGAGCAGGUGAAUCGGGGGAUUAAAGGUGUGGUGAAAGACGUGGAGGGAAACCCGCUGCCCAACGCCACCAUCUCUGUGGAGGGAAUCCAGCACGACGUCAGAACCGCUGCAGGCGGGGACUACUGGCGCCUCCUGAACCCCGGAGAGUACAAGGUGACGGCGAAAGCCGACAACUACACCCCCCAGACCAGGCUGUGCCUGGUGGGGUACGAGCCCGGAGCCACGCCCUGCAGCUUCACCUUAGCCAAGUCCAACUGGAGCCGCAUCAAACAGAUCAUGGCGCUGCGCGGCAACAGGCCCAUCCGGCUGGUGAAACGCCCACCCAGGACUACGCCGCCCCCCAGCACCACCGCUGCCACCGAAACGCAGGCCACCUCCCACAACGCAGACCGACUGAGGCGCCUGCGACUCAUGCGUCUGCGCAGACUGCGUCAGCAGCAGAGGUCACGCGUGUUCAGAACCACAACAGCAACAACAACCACCACCACCACCACAACUGCGGCGCCAAAAACCAAGACGACCACCUCCUGGUACGACUCAUUCAACGACAACUGGCUGACGGAGAACCCGCUGGACAUCAUCAGCUUCGACUCUCAGCCCACGCAGGACUAUCCGUUUGAACUGACCAUCGACUGAACCGCAGAGGCGUCUCCGAAACCAACAAACAUGGAGAGGCACAAACACAGAUUCCUGUAAAACGCCUCCUCUCAGAAGACGGAACCGUUAUGUUUGGGGCAUUUAAAGGAAGUAUUUUAUGAAAAAAACAGUCUCUGCAGAGCAGAAACUUCAGCAGGAAAUGAGAACUUCCACAACAUUUUCUGCUUCCCGUCACCUUUUUUAGAUUAAGUGUAAUAGCAGGCUUCGGUUCAACUGAUUUAUUCUGUUAUGCAGCGCUUUAAAUAAAGUUAUUUUUGAAGGAAAA
Oryzias latipes (Japanese medaka) is the source of this 3545-nucleotide messenger RNA. RefSeq names its product AE binding protein 1a (gene aebp1a). Gene Ontology annotation, biological process: protein processing; peptide metabolic process; regulation of DNA-templated transcription. Gene Ontology annotation, molecular function: metallocarboxypeptidase activity; RNA polymerase II transcription regulatory region sequence-specific DNA binding; DNA-binding transcription repressor activity, RNA polymerase II-specific. Lineage: Eukaryota; Metazoa; Chordata; Actinopteri; Beloniformes; Adrianichthyidae. The record is from RefSeq and is a predicted model, not a curated record.